Molecule: messenger RNA, 258 nt
Organism: Helobdella robusta
Lineage: Eukaryota; Metazoa; Annelida; Clitellata; Rhynchobdellida; Glossiphoniidae
Exons: 1
Source: RefSeq, a predicted model, not a curated record
AUGAUUACAAAAUCUUUUAAUUUUUGCAGGGUUUGUGUGACAACUCGUCUGCUGCUAGUUUGGCUGGCAUCAUUCAGCAUCGCAAGUCCGUUGAUUGUGCUUGGAAUCCUCACUCCAGAGGACAUCUUGAAGAACGGCAAAUGCAUGAUAUCCAAUCCCAACUUUAUGAUAUACGGAUCGUUGGUAGCAUUCUUUGGACCAUUAUUGGGCAUGAUCCUGGCCCUCACUCUCACCGUCAGGUUGCUGAACAAACAAGCC